Molecule: messenger RNA, 2753 nt
Organism: Aethina tumida (small hive beetle)
Lineage: Eukaryota; Metazoa; Arthropoda; Insecta; Coleoptera; Nitidulidae
Exons: 5
Coding region: 193-2658 (821 amino acids)
Source: RefSeq, a predicted model, not a curated record
AACGCCAUCGUAAACUAUUGCACGUUAAUUUUUACUACGGCGUCCAACAAACCGUAUCAGUGUGUUUGUUCACGGACGCAGUUACACAUUUCGCUAACAUGUGAUAAAACAAACAAAUUUCAGGCACGUAGUGUGGUGUGUAAGUAAACGUUCCGCGUUUUGCCAGGCGGUUUUUCAUCUUGUGGUGUUAUUAUGGUUUCGGUGGCGAAUGGGAUACUCAAUAGGCUUGAAGGAUUAGCAGUACUGAACGAUGAAGAGGAUCCGUGGAGCACCUUCUCGAUAGCCGUGUACCUUCUCAUCCCCGUGGUCGCCCUAAUAGUUUUAUGGGGCAGAAAAGACAUCCGAUCGCGACUUCUGCUGCAGCUGGACCGAAACUGCAUAUCAGUGUUUUGUCCGUCACUGAGCAAAAGAGAGAAGCUCCUGAAAUGGGCCAGUGGAAGACUGCCGGAGAAUUGGUCCUCGCAUCUGAGGACCCUUUCAGGUGGUAUCGGGGAGUUUUGGAACGACGGUUCCCUGUUGUGCACCCUGAUAAACACAGCUGUCCCGGGUGCCUGCCCCAACCCCCACAGACACUGGAAGAAGCCACCCAUCCAUGCCCAGAUCGUCGCCCACAAAUAUCUUGGAGUCGACCAGAAUUUCACCGAUAAAGAUUUAUCUGGGAAGUUGACCAUGAUACAGGAGCGAAGAUUUAUUCAGUAUCUAUACCAGAUUUAUAUGGCAAUGAGCAGCUUGCAAUCUGCCAAAGAUUUCAGCGAUGCAAAAUUCUCCCACGAGUACGUAGCCAGAGGAAUGGGACUGUACGCUGGCGAAAGAUACAGAAAGACCACGUUUUAUUUGUACCCCAACAAAAGAACGAGGUUGAUUAACCACAUCAACAUUUCGAUUCGAGGACCUUACACAACGUACGGCAAAACUGAGAUUAAAUAUCCAUGCAUUAUACCACACAUCAGCAUAAACGAUUCGAAAAACAAAAAAAUGCUUAAAGAAUCGCGAAACACUUCUAUAUUUAGGUCGUUUAAUCUUGGAAUUGGUCCGUUUUUAAACAAGGAGGCUCUGGAGAACAACAACGACAUUCCCAUAGACGUGGAAUUUGAACAGGAUCGAAUCAGAGUCUCGUACAUACCGAAGAACUUCGGCAUGUACGAAAUUUUAAUAUUUUGCGACGGCGAAGUCAUACCAGGCACCCCUUACAACAUUCACAUCGUUAAUAGUACAACCGACAAGUGCGACUCGUUUGACGAAGAAACAGACAAUAAACAGAAACCUGAAAGAAAAGUAAAACGUUUGCCGAAAAUUACGCCUGUACAAGAAAAACCCUCGGUCGAUUUUUCCAGCUCUUACGACAUUCCCACGCUAACAGUAGAGGAAAUUAUAGAUGUGCCACAAGAAACUGGUAAAAUUUUGGACGUAACACCAGAGAAAGUAAUGCAAUUUUCAGGCAAAUCUAAAAACUUCAUAAACCAAAUUGAAAACAACAACAAACUAAAAUCAGCAGUUGACGAAGACAAGUGUGUUAAAUCAUUCGUGGGCGUGUCUGAAAUACAAACAAUUCUCGCGUCUGAUGCGGAUCCUAAAAUAAAUAAUCCCGAGUGUAAUAACAGCAAAAUUAAUUCAUCCCAAGAAGACAGUGUAGAAAAAAAAACUGAAACCUCAGCAAAUACUUCCCCAAUAUGUCCCGAUCAUAUUGUCCCCGAAGUACCAAAAAGAAAGUUAACUUUGUCUGAGAAAAGGAAGUCGUUUAGAAAACAAGACUCAGUAGAAGACCUAAACUCCACAUUUUCAUUUCCAGAAAAUGAGUCCAACUCCAAAUCGUCGUUGGACGAAUGGGAGAUACAGGAAGAGAAAAGUUACAUGAAAAGAGAAAUUUCAACCGCAAGAAGCCUGCCUAACAUCUCGUCAUCGAGUCCAGAGAAUAAGCAGUACUUCUCAAAGAAUCGAGCGUUCUGGGAGACCCUCUCGACAUCCAGUUCUGGUUCCUUCGUUAACAUAACGAGGUGCACGUCAAGAACUCCAACCAAAAGCAUUACAUUCAAGGAAAACUUGUGCAAGUCCUCGGAUGAUUUGUCGAAAGAUAUUAUGCAGCAUCAGGAAAUCAAAUCAUUCAAGUCCAUUGAUAAUUCGUUGGAUUAUUGCACCAUUUUUUCGAUCGAAGAACGCAAACAGUUCCUGCUCAAGAACGAAUACGAAAAGGAGAAAAUGAAGAGCAGAUCUCUUAAAAAACUGAACGUAGACAACAAUAAGUACAAUAACACGGACGUACUUAACAGUCGCGUUCAAGAGGACGAAAAAAAUCUCUACAACCACAAACAUGAGGACGAAGAUAAGGCGAUACAAAUCCGCAACAACAACUUCAUUCAAAACGACUUGGAAAUUGAACACGAGGGAAAACUCAAGACGCAUUUCAAAAAAUCGAUACAAUACUUCAAAAAUUUAGAAAAAUCUAUAACGAAAACGAAACCUAAAGACGAAACAAAUCCGGCUCCGAAAGUUAAAAGGCGAACGGGAAGUUUGAAGUUGUCGCAGCAGCUCAGCAAAUUUACAGAAUUCUUCGGCAAAAGUGAAAUCAACGGGGGCUCCACCUAUCCCAGAAUCGAGGGCAUCAAUGAUGACUUCAAGAAGUCGAGAAAAAGUGUCAAAUCCUUAUUUGACGUUUAUUAAGUAGACAUGGUUGUAUAUUUUUAGAAUUUGGUCGUUUUUUAUGGAUGUAUUUUUUAUUUAUUUAAAUUAUUGAAAUAUAAUUUUGUUAACAAUUA